Molecule: messenger RNA, 1632 nt
Organism: Fusarium mangiferae
Lineage: Eukaryota; Fungi; Ascomycota; Sordariomycetes; Hypocreales; Nectriaceae
Exons: 2
Coding region: 1-1632 (543 amino acids)
Source: RefSeq, a predicted model, not a curated record
AUGAACGGUCUCAGGAAUUUCCGAGCCUACAAACGAAUCAUCAAGAGGCUCAUCUUGGUUCUCAAUACGGAACAUAUCGAUCUUCAAACCAUAUGCGAGAAGCUCCUAACAGGAAUUGCACCACAGACGCGCAUCGAGGAAAUGAUUCGAGAUCCAUUCGGAGACCUUUGGAGAGAAGAAGAGAUCUUCAACAAGCUGCGCCUGAGGCUCUGGUCAUCGUUGCAGGUAUUCGAUGAUCGCGUGCAGGACAUGAGGGAAGCUAUUGAGGAGAUGAUGGAGAAGCUUAAUGUCGGUACAGACGGAAAGGCGGAAUGGGCUGAAAGCUCUUCGAUAAAAAAGCAGUUCAAGCGAGCAACAUUCAUCUUCCAAAAGUCGAAUCACGAGGAAGCCUUGACGAGGAUUCGAGAUGGUGUCUCAGCUCUUCAGCGCCUCGCAGCCCUCAACACGGAUCUGGAGACACAAAGAAAGUCUCGGUCACAUGGGAGACUUAACAAACUCGUCAACGGAAUGCUGAGUGGCAUAUAUUAUGCCCUACGGUCUACAAUGACUUGCAAAUGCUCGGGCCUACACGAUGUCGGGUUGAAGCUUACGCCGCCAUCACGGACUGUUGUUCCUGAGGAUGAGGAUGAGGAUAUUAUCAAGGACUUGCAGUUCCGCCUUGCAGUUUCAUACCUGACGGGAUCGCACGUCAAUACCUCAAAGCAAUGGAAUGAAAUUCUCUUGAGGAGUGGAGAGGAUUCGAAGAUGUCGACUGUUUCUUUCACUGCACAAAGUACAUGUGCUUCGAGGAAGACAGUUGGAUUUGCUGUCCCCUCAACCACCUCUUCAACAAACAGCCAGCAAUCGCAAACAGUUGUCAUCGAGUCAGCCCUAUCAAACCUCACACUCAACACUCUUAGAACAAUGUCUAAGCCUCUUUGUUCGAAACACAUCAGUAAUCUGUGCGAAACGAUGCAAACGAUGGGAAAGAAGAAGCAGGGCGAAAGAUGUGGACAUAUUCAGCACUGCUACAUGACGGAAACUAAGAAGUAUGAUGUCUACACACUUGAGUGUCUGGGAAGUUGUGAUGAAUGGUCCCUGGUACCACUAAAACAAGUGCUUCAAGAUCCAGCGCUGCUUUACGGUGAUAGGCUACGCUUAGCUUGGAUGAUCGCUUGUGGUGUCUUACAGAUGCAAGGUACGCCUUGGGUUGCGGACAUUCCAAGAAGUGAAGAUAUCUUCAUUGCCCAAAAGGGUGGUGUUCAUCAAUUUCAGCAUGUUUUUGUCCUCAGACACUUCCCAGAAUAUCCCAAGGUCAAUGCAUCAGUGUCACCAAACAACCCAUUCAUGCUUUAUCUCGGAAUUCUACUCAUUGAGCUCAUUCUCGGCCAAUCGAUAGCAACUCCAGACUCACCCCAGACUCAAACGUUAGAGCCCGGGUUACCAAGGCAUAUCCUUGACUACGAAGCUGCCAAUAAGCUUUUGGGAAGGGUCAUGAUGACUGGUGGCUCUGGAUAUUACAAUGCGGUCGAGCGGUGCCUACGAUCAGAUAUGCAAAUUGGUGCGUCUGGGAACUCGUGUUGCUUUCAAGGGGAUGUGAUUUCUGGAGUUCUUGAUCCUCUAGAGCAGGAUUUGCGAAGAUUGGUUGGAUGA